This is a messenger RNA of Hemicordylus capensis (graceful crag lizard), 1269 nucleotides long. Its product is annotated as olfactory receptor 1019-like. Gene Ontology annotation, cellular component: membrane. Bases 187 to 1269 code for a protein of 360 amino acids. The record is from RefSeq and is a predicted model, not a curated record. Gene Ontology annotation, molecular function: odorant binding; olfactory receptor activity; G protein-coupled receptor activity. The transcript has a single exon. Lineage: Eukaryota; Metazoa; Chordata; Lepidosauria; Squamata; Cordylidae. Gene Ontology annotation, biological process: G protein-coupled receptor signaling pathway; sensory perception of smell.
UCUCAGCCUAACCUACUUCACAGUGUUGUUGUGAGGAGAAACUCAAGUAUGUAGUAUACCGCUCUGGGCUCCUUGGAGGAAGUGCAGGAUAUAAAUGUUGUAAUAAUAAUAAUAAUAAUAAUAAUUUUCUUUUUUCAGUCUCUCCUCCCCCAUUUUUCUUUUUCUCUGGUUUUCUUUUUCUAUUUUAUGCUGAGUAGAGGCCAUCAAAAAGAGAAGAAGAAACUUUCAGCUGUUGGUUCCUUGAAAAAGACUCUGCCAUUCAGUUCCAGCGAUCACAGAGGUCUGUGUGUCCUACAUCUAUACAAGAUAUCUUAUCCUUCUCUGAAAAUGUUUGAGGGAAACCAUACUGCUGUCACUGAGUUCAUCCUCCUGGGCAUAUCAGAUGAUCCACGAAUGCAAAUCAUCCUCUUUGUGGUGUUUCUCAUAAUCUAUUUGGUCAAUGUUGUGGGAAAUCUGGGCAUGAUCAUCCUGAUCUCACUUGAUUCCCAACUUCACAACCCAAUGUAUUUCUUCCUCUUGCACCUGUCUUUCUGUGACAUCUUCUAUUCAACUGCCAUUGCCCCCAGAAUGCUUUCUGACUUAUUAUCAGAGAGCAGAACUAUCUCCUUCUCAGGCUGCACUGCCCAAUUUUACUUCUUUGCAGCCUUUGUAGAUGCCGAGUGCUACAUUUUGGCAGUAAUGGCCUAUGAUCGCUAUGUUGCCAUCUGCAAUCCACUGAUCUAUUCUACUGCCAUGUCCAAAUCUCUCUGCAUCCGGCUCUUACUUGGAUCAUACAUUGCUGGCACAACGAAUGCCAUAAUACACACAACUGCCACCUUCAGCCUGUACUUUUGCAGCUCCAACCUUAUCAACCAUUUCUUCUGUGAUGUCCCUCCGCUCCUGGCAAUCUCUUGCUCUGACACCCACAUCAAUGAGAUUCUGCUUUUUGCUUUUGCUGGCUUUGUCGAAAUGAGCUCACUCUCUAUCAUCCUUAUCUCCUACAUCUUCAUCUUGGCUUCUAUCCUGAGAAUGCCCUCUGCAUCAGCAUUCAAAGCCUUCUCUACCUGUGGAUCCCACUUCACUGGAGUAACUUUGUUUUAUGGGACUGUGAUUUUCAUGUAUCUACGGCCCACUUCUGUCUAUGCCCUGGAUCAGGACAAAUGGGCAUCUGUGUUCUACACUGUGGUCAUCCCCAUGCUUAAUCCCCUGAUCUACAGUCUGAGGAACAAAGAUGUGAAAGAAGCUUUUCAGAAACUGAUCUACAAAAAGCUGCGCUCUGUUUUAACCUGA